AUGCAGCGGGAACUGCUGCAAGUGAGAGCCAUUGAGGGAAAGGGAACCCUGUCAGGUGAGAAGGAGCUGCGGAUCAAAAACCGAACAGGUAGUAACCCGCCGCCUGAGGAACGAUGGGAUGGCCCUUUUUUCCCCCAACGUCCAGCCUUCAGUUCGGCACGGAAAUGGAAAGGAACUGUGGAUGAGGAGAAGGAUGUGAAUAUCGAUGACUCUGUGCAGAAGAUUCACCGGGAUGGGCCAGUGGGCGAUCAUAAGAGAGCAGCUGUUUAG
Penicillium argentinense is the source of this 270-nucleotide messenger RNA. RefSeq lists its product as uncharacterized. NCBI's taxonomy places the organism in Eukaryota, Fungi, Ascomycota, Eurotiomycetes, Eurotiales, Aspergillaceae. The transcript has a single exon. Bases 1 to 270 code for a protein of 89 amino acids. The record is from RefSeq and is a predicted model, not a curated record.